GGCGGCCCGGAGUGGGCGGGGCGCUUGCAGGUCCCUCCCCGCGCAGGUGCUCGCCCCGCCCCCGGGGCCGCGCCCACAGCCCCGGCUGCCCUGGAGAAGCCUGGAUUGAGAACCCUGUCUGCAGUGUCCCGGCAGUGCCGAACUCGGGUAGCCGCCCGUCCCGCCCCCGCGCCACCGCCUUAUAUGUUGCCUGCCGCGGCCUCUGGGGCAUGGAGCACGCUACCCAGCCCCGGCGAUGGCGACGGCGGUGGCGGAGGAGCUCCUGCUGGCCGAGGAGCGCAUGCUGGCCGCGCUCGCCUACCUGCAGUGCGCCGUGGGCUGCGCGGUCUUAGCGCGGAAUCGUGAGACGAACUUGGCGUACGGCCGCCACGCGUCGCCCAGCUUUAGGGUCCGAGUGCCGGCGCGGGCCGCCUGGGUGGUGCAGGAGCUGCCCUCGCUGGCUCUGCCGCUCUACCAGUACGCCAGCGAGUCCGCCCCGCGCCUCCGCAGCGCGCCCAACUGCAUCCUCCUGGCCAUGUUCCUCGUCCACUACGGGCAUCGGUGCUUAAUUUACCCAUUUCUGAUGCGAGGAGGAAAGCCUAUGCCACUGUUGGCGUGUACAAUGGCGAUUAUGUUCUGUACCUUUAACGGCUAUUUGCAAAGCAGAUACUUGAGCCAUUGGGCAGUGUAUGCUGAUGACUGGGUAACAGAUCCCCGUUUUCUAAUAGGUUUUGGCUUGUGGUUAACGGGUAUGUUGAUAAACAUCCAUUCAGAUCAUAUCCUAAGGAAUCUCAGAAAACCAGGAGACACUGGAUACAAAAUACCAAGGGGAGGCUUAUUUGAAUACGUAACUGCAGCCAACUAUUUUGGAGAAAUCAUGGAGUGGUGUGGCUAUGCCCUGGCCAGCUGGUCUGUCCAAGGCGCAGCUUUUGCUUUCUUCACAUUUUGUUUUUUAUCUGGUAGAGCAAAGGAGCAUCAUCAGUGGUACCUCCAGAAAUUUGAAGAGUAUCCAAAGUUCAGAAAAAUUCUAAUUCCAUUUUUGUUUUAAGUGCAUUUUCAACGAAAUUAUCUUCAAGUUGAAGCUUUCCAAUGGUGUUUCUCUAGGGACUUUGUAAAUAAGUUAUAUCUUUGUAAUUUUCCUGCUACUUCAUCAUUUUCAAGAUGUCCUCUAGAAAUAUUUUUUCUAGUAAUUUUGCAAGCUACCUAAUAAGUACUUAAAUAAACUGAAAUGGAGGUUGAAGUAUCCUACUGUGUAACAGAUCAGAAUUUCAAACUCCAGGUAAUAACUGCUGACAUUUGUUCUAAUUUCGAAUUUGCCUCUUUUGGCUAUGUCUUGCCAAGUGUGUCUAAGACUAGAGUUUACAACUGUCUUUGAUGGCAUUUUCAGAACAAUAAAUGUCACAAUCCCUUCUAUAGCCCCCUACAGUGAUCCCUUCAAGGUCAACAGCAGUGUUGCUUUCCCCCUGUAGGGCUGGGAUAUGUCUUGGAGCCCUCUCUCGGAGGCCACAGAGGCCGGGGGUAGCCAUUGUGCAGUCAUGGCCCAGGGGAAACUUGCCAACCUUCAUUGUCAGGUGCUGUGUGUAAGUGGAGAACUUGGGGAUAGAGGAGGAAGCUCCUUGUGGCUCUUCCAAGGCGGGGCAAAGGCAUCUGGACUUGUUCCAGCCCAGCCCCCCAGGUGACAUCACCAGGCAGGGAGGGGUGCUGGUGGUGGUUUAGACGGAGUAAGUUGCUUUGCCGUGCAAGUGGCUCCUGGGCCCUAAACAGGCACCUUUAGGCCAUGGGUCACUCACCAUGAGCCAUCAGUAUGCUCUGGUCUGACAUGGUUUCUCUUUGUCCUCUAGUCUAGACCUAGUUUUUCGUUCUGUUCUCCACGUAUGGAUAUAGUAGAGAUUAUUGUCUGUGAAAUUUCUCCUUUGUGGAUUUUGAGUUUUCCGUUGUAGUGUAAAGAAUGAUUACCUUCUGUAACAAUAAAAAGACCACUUUUUAAGAUUUAUCCUGUUCUUUGUCGAUUGAAACAUAAUAAUUAUAUUGUUAAGAUUCUCUACAGCCUUCUUUUUCUUCCAUAGCUAAUCUUCUUCUAAUUGUUUUUUGCUUUCUGUUUUGCUGUUGCUGCUUUGCAAAGCUUUUCCCUCAUAGCCUGUACCUGUUAUCAGUAUAAAAUAAUCUUCCUGUUGAAUGCUUCAUGACUUGAAUUCUACUUUGAUGAAAACAUUGCCAUACUGCUUUUUAUCUUGAUGAAUUCAUCUGGCAUUUCUUUGCUUUAUCGUCUCAUCUGGAGUUUUUAAAUGCCAUUUGUUUUAGUUGUCUUUAACAACAUAAUAAAUAGACUUUGCCAUUUAA
Messenger RNA from Cercocebus atys (sooty mangabey), 2319 nucleotides. It is a transcript of the gene SRD5A1, whose product is annotated as steroid-5-alpha-reductase, alpha polypeptide 1 (3-oxo-5 alpha-steroid delta 4-dehydrogenase alpha 1). The transcript has 5 exons. The record is from RefSeq and is a predicted model, not a curated record. Gene Ontology annotation, molecular function: 3-oxo-5-alpha-steroid 4-dehydrogenase activity. Gene Ontology annotation, cellular component: membrane. Gene Ontology annotation, biological process: steroid biosynthetic process. The coding region runs from base 236 to 1027 and encodes 263 amino acids. NCBI's taxonomy places the organism in Eukaryota, Metazoa, Chordata, Mammalia, Primates, Cercopithecidae.